Aspergillus versicolor CBS 583.65 is the source of this 1533-nucleotide messenger RNA. RefSeq lists its product as uncharacterized. The transcript has 4 exons. Gene Ontology annotation, molecular function: transmembrane transporter activity. Gene Ontology annotation, cellular component: membrane. Lineage: Eukaryota; Fungi; Ascomycota; Eurotiomycetes; Eurotiales; Aspergillaceae. Bases 1 to 1533 code for a protein of 510 amino acids. The record is from RefSeq and is a predicted model, not a curated record. Gene Ontology annotation, biological process: transmembrane transport.
AUGGAGACCAAGACGGACCCUGUUACGAGACUCGAGGUAGAACAUACCGAUCUCGAGGAUGCAGGAAAGGAGGGUCUCGAACCAAAUCGACUAGCUCCAGCUCAGAUGAUGAGCCCAGAGGAGUUCGCUGCCGUAGAGAAAAGGCUGAAGAGAAAGCUGGAUAUACGCCUGCUGGUUUGCGUCUGGGUGAUCUUUGUGAUGAACUAUUUGGACCGGAACAAUAUAUCAGCAGCAAAGGUUGCCGGGAUCGAGGAGUCUCUGCAUAUGAACAGCACGCAGUACGCCACGGCUGUGGCUCUCCUGUUCGCCGGGUAUGUCCUUAUGCAGCUGCCCUCCAACAUCUUCCUUGCGCAUCUGCGACCGUCCGUCUAUAUUCCCUGUGUGAUGGCCGUCUGGGGAUCCCUCUCUGCCCUUGUUGGAGCGACUCAAAAUGCAGGAGGUCUCUAUGCUCUCCGUUUCUUCCUUGGGUUCGUGGAAGCUGCGUUUUACCCUGGUGCACUAUUCCUCAUCUCGUCCUGGUACAAGCGCUCCGAGAUGGGAGUGCGCAGUGCCUUUCUGUUUUCAGGCUCUCAGCUUGGAAGCGCAUUCUCCGGGCUCAUUGGGGCUGGUAUCACGGGUGGUCUCGACGGAGCACGAGGGCUGGAGUCGUGGCGCUGGAUCUUCAUUAUUGAAGGUUCAGCUACUGUUUUCAUUGCCUUGAUCGCGCUCUUCGUUCUACCAAACUACCCAUCGAACACUCCCUGGCUGAGCGCUGAAGAGCGUGCGGUGGCCGAGUGGCGGUUGAUAUCCGAUGCUGGCCAGGUAGAUGAGGACGACGAGCGCUGGAGCUAUGGCUUCAAGAUGGCCUUCAAUGACUGGCGGUUGUAUGUCUUUGCCCUGAUCUUCCUCUGCAUUCAGGUUGCAAGUGCCACGUCCAACUUCUUCCCGGCCGUUGUCAAGACCCUGGGCUUCAGCACAGUCAACACCCUGCUGCUCACGGUGCCUCCAUACAUGCUGGGACUGGUCGUCUCGAUCGCCAACAACUGGUCUGCCGAUAGAUUCCAGAACUCGUCGCUCCAUGCCAUCUGGCCUAUGGUCGUUGCCAUCAUUGGCUUCGUCGUUGCGGCAGCCACCCUCAACAUCGGUGCCCGCUACUUUGCAAUGGUCCUGAUGGUCGCUGGAGGGCAUGGAUCAAAUGCAGUCGUCCUGGCCUGGACACAGAAGACGAUGCUGCGGCCCAGAAUCAAGCGUGCCUCUGCUGUGGCCUUUGUCAACGCGUUUGGCAACAUUUCUCAGAUAUUCUCAUCCUACUUCUACCCUGACUAUUCCGCUCCACGCUAUGUGAUUGCGAUGUCCGCCAACUCGGCAUUUUCGGUCGGCGUGAUUGUGCUCGCGCUUUUCAUGCGCUUCAUCCUUCUUCGCGCUAACAAGCGUCUGGAGCGAGGAGAGUCCUCUGUGACGCAGGAGAUGAGAGGACAGAGUCAGAGGGAAAUUGCAGGUGUUUCGGAGGAGGAGCGAGUUGCGCGUAGGGAGGGAUUCCGGUACAUUGCGUAG